Morus notabilis is the source of this 2649-nucleotide messenger RNA. Its product is annotated as polyadenylate-binding protein-interacting protein 3. Gene Ontology annotation, biological process: cytoplasmic stress granule assembly. Gene Ontology annotation, molecular function: RNA binding. Gene Ontology annotation, cellular component: cytoplasmic stress granule. NCBI's taxonomy places the organism in Eukaryota, Viridiplantae, Streptophyta, Magnoliopsida, Rosales, Moraceae. The record is from RefSeq and is a predicted model, not a curated record. The transcript has 15 exons. The coding region runs from base 291 to 2276 and encodes 661 amino acids.
CCCUGUUUCUCUCUCUAAAAUCACAACACCAUCUCUCUCUCUCUCUCGAUCACACCGAGACCUAGCUCCUCUUCCUUCGCUCUCUUCUCCCCCUCGUGAUUUGCGCUCUGACCUUCACUUUCGCUCUCUUUACCUCUCUUGGAGCCCUAACAAAGAAACAGGCGCCCGUGUUCCUAACCCUAACUCACUGAGUUCACUUCGCCUGCCCCGCCUCGAACUCGGAAGGAAGCAGCUUCGCGGGCUCUCACACGCUCGAUUGAGUCUCCCGAGGUUAGAGGCUGCUGUAAAGGAUGAAUACACAACACGCUGUCCAUUCUAGGUCAUCUGCCAAUGGUUUCAGCCGUCGAAGAGGUGAAAGAGAAAUGGGGACCAGGAUGGAGAAUAAGUCACAAUCUGGGAAGUCUAAUUCCAGCAGCAGAAUAACAAAUACUGGCAGCAAAAUUGGUGGCCAAGGGAGUCCGUCGCGCGACCGAUUAGUAUAUAUAAGUACAUGUUUUAUUGGUCAGCACGUGGAUGUCCAAGUGAAAAAUGGAUCCAUAUAUUCUGGAAUAUUUCAUGCCACAAAUGCUGAAAAAGACUUUGGCAUUAUAUUGAAAAUGGCUCGCCUGACAAAAGAUGGAGUCUCCCGAGGACAGAAAUCUGUUGCAGAGUCAGUUAGCAAGGCUCCUUCAAAGACUUUAAUUAUUCCUGCUAAAGAACUUGUGCAAGUUAUAGCAAAGGAUGUAUCCAUCACAAGGGAUGGUUUUUUGGAUGAGGUUCAACAACAGGAAAUUAUGAUAGAUUCCUUUAUAUCACAGUCUCGCCGUGUUGAGGUGGAGAGGGAACUAGAACCAUGGGUCCCUGAUGAAGAUGAUCCGCAACGUCCUGAGUUGGAAAAUAUAUUUGAUAACCAUUGGAAUAGGGGGUGGAAUCAGUUUGAAGCAAAUGAAGCAUUGUUUGGAGUUAAAAGCACAUUUAGUGAGGAACUUUACACAACAAAACUCGAGAAAGGUCCUCAGAUGCGGGAGUUGGAAAAGGAAGCUUCAAGACUAGCGAAAGAAAUUGAGAACGAGGACACUCAUGAUCUUCAUUUAGCUGAAGAAAGAGGUCUUCAACUUGGUGAAAAUUUCGAUAUUGAUGAGGAGACUAGAUUCUCUUCUGUCUAUCGGGGUAAGGUAGUAGAUGACAGCGGUUAUGAAGAGGAGGAGGACAUGAUGUUGGAUUCGAGUAAUAAUGAAACUUUUGGGGACUCCUCUACUAAUGCGAGCAAAACUGCAAUUGACUGGACCAAUGGGAAAAGUAAUGAUGUUACUCGAGUGUCAUCAAGCCCCUGUGCUGUGGAUCAAGCACAAUCUUCUCAGUCAAAUGUUGGUGUCGAUUUAAGUAGGUCUGGUUCUUAUGAUCAUGCCAGGCAGCUGGCUUCAGAAUCACCAUUCAAAGAUUCUUCCACUACAGGCGCUGAAAUCAGGAUCCAGGAGAAUCAACUCAGUGAACAUAGGGUGAUAAAUGAUGCUAAUGAGAGUAAAGAAAAGCAAAACCUAGUUGAGGAGAUUCAAUUAUCAAAAUCAGAUGAUUCAUUGUCUGGGAAGAAUGAUGGCUCUGAUAAAGGACUAUCACCUAAUGCCACUUCGUAUGCUCCAUCUCAUGUUUCAUCAAAUGGUAAUGAGACAAAUGAUGGCUCUGAUAAAGGACUAUCGCCUAAUGCCACUUCUUAUGCUCCAUCUCAUGUUUCAUCAAACGGUAAUGAGAAGACGAAUUCCUCUAGUGAAUUAGUAGAGGGGCCAGUUUCUGGCAAAGCACAUACGCAAGCUACAAAUCCUCAUGGACGACCUGGUAGUUCUGCAUCUUCCAGUUCAGAGCGUGCGGUUCCUGCCUCUGCUUCUAGUGGUCCUGGUUUAUCACCAAGCUCUUCUGUUGGUUCCUUGUCCUCGGAAAAAUUGACACUAAAUCCCCAUGCGAAGGAAUUCAAACUCAAUCCAAAUGCAAAGAGUUUCGUCCCAUCUCAAACGCCUGUUAGGCCUCCUUCCCCAGUAUCUGAUGGUUCCUACUACUUUCCACCUAACAUGUCUGCUGUACCACAAAUUCCUGGCAUGCCUGUUAGUAUUGGAAUUGCACCCUCGUUUGGACACCAGCCUGUUAUGUUCAACCCCCAAGGUGGACCGCUACAAACACCACAGACGUAUUUUCAUCCAAAUGGACCUCAGUAUGGGCAACAGAUGCUUCUCGGUCACCCUAGGCAAGUUUUGUACAUGCCAGGCUACCAACCUGAAAUGCCGUAUAAAGGACGAGAUUAUUGACUUGUUUACCCCCGUGUCAUUCUUGAUUUUGGUUUGGUUGAGAACUGAAGAAUAGUCCCCGAGAGACUUCUUGGAAAACUCACUCGAAGGAAAGUGCCCACCAGACCAUAAUGAUCUCGUAAUUGAUCCUUUGUGUGCUAGAGGAAGUUCACCCGCUUAUCCGGGAUAUAGCUUCAUGGCCCCCUCCCUAUGCUUUAACCAAUACCAUGAAUCAGGAUUUCCCAAUUUUAUGUAGUGCCUUCACAUUGUCUCAAUGUCAGUUUUCUUUUUCUUUUUUUUCUUUUUUUUGGUUAAUUUAUGCAACUUUUUUUUUUUUUUAGACACUUCUUUUUUAAUGUCACUUAUUUGGGUUAAUGAAUACAUUAGUUGUAUA